Molecule: messenger RNA, 1785 nt
Organism: Hippocampus zosterae (dwarf seahorse)
Lineage: Eukaryota; Metazoa; Chordata; Actinopteri; Syngnathiformes; Syngnathidae
Gene: mafbb
Product: v-maf avian musculoaponeurotic fibrosarcoma oncogene homolog Bb
Exons: 1
Coding region: 463-1422 (319 amino acids)
Biological process (GO): regulation of transcription by RNA polymerase II
Cellular component (GO): nucleus
Molecular function (GO): DNA-binding transcription factor activity, RNA polymerase II-specific; RNA polymerase II cis-regulatory region sequence-specific DNA binding
Source: RefSeq, a predicted model, not a curated record
UCUUCUACUCAGAACGUCACACACCGCUGACGCGCGGUUUGAAAAGUUGUUUCUUGCGGCCGCUCCUUUGGAUCUUGUUAUUCGAUUGCAUGUUUUACGAAUCCAAAAGUUGGCGGAAGUCUGACGAGCCGCAAGGGCGAUGCGGACGGCCGCGUGCGUGACGCGCGUCGGUCACGAGUAACUCUCUCUCGCCUUUUCAUGCAAAUGUCCUCCCGCGCCUUGUGAUUGGUGAGCGGCGCGGAGGUGUCGUCCGGGGGUGGGGGGGGGGCGGUCACGCGGAUGGCGUGCGGCUUUAUGAGCGAAGCGUGCCCACCUCCCCUUUCGCACUUCGCACAGCUCGCUCACUUGUCGCCGGCGGGACGGUGCUGCGGUCGCGUUUGGAUGAAGGCUUUGCGGGGAGCGGGCGAGCGGCAUUCCAAGGAGGGCGCGAGCAUUUGCCGAGAGGGCGUCUGAAAGGCGGAGAUGAGCGGCGAGGCGCACUCGCAUUUGGGAGCGCAGAAGCAGCCCCCCGUGAAUUUCGUGGGCGACUUGGACUUGAGCAAGUUGGGCGUGAAGAGGGAGGCGAUGCAGGCGAUGGAGCGCUCCCUGAGCGGCCCGUGCAAGCAGCUCCACAGAGCGGACUCGCUGUGCUCCACCCCCGGGAGCACGCCCGGCAACUCGGCGCCCUCGUCGCCCAACCUGGGUGCCGGCGACGACCCCUUUUGGAUCCCCGACAACGGGGCUUACCCGCCGCCUCAGAUGUACCCGCAAGCGUUCGGGCUGAGCCCCGAGGACGCUGUGGAGGCCCUGCUCGGGGCCGCGACGCAGCGGGGACACCCGCCCGCGCCUCACGCUCACCACCAGCAGCAGCAGCAGCAGCAGCAGCAGCAGGCGCCCUUCCCGCUUGAGUACGACGGCUACCACCGGUUCGGCGACAGCGGCCACCACUACUCGCAGCUCGUCGCAGCGCCCCCCGAAAUGCUCCCGGGCGGCCAGUGCCCGGACCCCUUCUUCAAGGAGGACGCGGGCGGCGCCCCCCCGCCGUCUCCCGGGGAAGUGGGCGUCGCGCAGCACCGGCGAAGCGACGCCGAAUGCCACUUCUCUGACGACCAGCUGGUGUCCAUGUCGGUGAGGGAGCUGAACCGGCUGCUGCGGGGCCUCGGCAAGGACGAAGUGGCGCGCCUGAAGCAGAAGCGGCGGACCCUGAAAAACCGAGGCUACGCGCAGUCGUGCCGCUACAAGCGCGUCCAGCAGAAACACCUCCUGGAGCACGAGAAGACCAGCCUGGCGUCGCAGGUCGAGCAGCUCCAGCGCCAACUGAGCGGCCUGGUGCGGGAGCGGGACGCCUACAAAGUCAAAUGCGAGAAACUGGCCGGCGCCGGCGGCUACCGCGAAAGCGGCUCCACCAGCGACAGCCCUUCCUCGCCAGAGUAUUUCAUGUGAAACUUGCCUUUCAAACCGAUCGCGCCCGAUCCAUCGACGAGCCCGAGCGAGCGUGCUUGCGGGACAUGUGUGAGCGGAUCCUCACAUCGGGACGGGGGGGAGGGGGGGCUGGAAAUCGCACACUUGAAAUCACUCCCGCGGCUUGAUUCAAUUCCCCGGACACUUUUCCUGAUUUUGCUCUUGCUCGGACUUGUUUCUUUUCUUAGCGCCUCGCCAAUGAGGCAGCGCUAAUUCUGCUGGACGGAUGUCAAAUUGACUUGCUUGACUUUUUCUUUUUUUUUUUUAAGGAGACCCAAUUAUGCAAAAUGAUUUCGUGUCUUUUCAUAUGCUCUGGAUCAAUAAAAUGAUGAUGAUUUUUUUCUA